AUGAAAUAUAUAAUUCUAUUAUUAUUUAUACAGAAAUGUGUAUCAUUUGAUCUCCCCAAAAGUGCUUGUAAAACAGACUUAACUAUAGACAAAGAUCAUUAUAAUGUGACUAAAACUUAUAAUGUCGAUGAUGCCUAUCCCACUGACGCUCAUUACGAUACUUACGGAAAUCUAUUCUUCGUCGAAUAUGGUCGGAACUUAAAUGGUUAUUAUUUUAAUAUAAAAGUUAUAAAGGACAACACAACUGAAGCUCAAAAUAUACCUGGUUUACCAGACGGUGAAAGUUAUUCUAUUGCUGUAGACAGAAAGGAGACAAAAGUAUAUUUUGGCACAAGUAAAGGAAUUUUUGUUUACAAGUAUGAAUCAAAUGAAGCCACAUUAGUGUCCAGCCCCGAUUUCAAAUUAAACAUGCUUUUCAUCGACAAAGAUGGAAAUAAAUACAUCACUGAUAGCCCUAACGACACUGAAGAAUUGUAUUUAUUGGCAGGAGGUAAAAAAAUACGUUACAGAAGCUUCGAAGCUCUAAACGAAAUGGCCAUUGAUGAAAAGAAUAAUUUUUACUAUAUUAAAGAAGAUAAACUUUUUGUACUUAAGUCUAAUAUCUCAAAAGCUAUCUUUAUAGGCAAUGUGUCAUAUGAGGGCUUGGCACAAAUAUCUUUCUAUGAAGAAAUUAUUUACGUUGCAAGUGAAACUUUAUCAUACAUACACGAAAAUGACAGCGGUCCUUUGAAAUUGGUAAAAAAUAUUCCAGGGAAAGUCACAGCUAUCGCAUUUGAUUGUUAUGGUAAUUUUAUACUUGGGACUUUUGGAAAAAUAUUCAAGUAUGAGGCCAACAACAAUGAGUGCUACCACAGAAAAAGUUAG
Molecule: messenger RNA, 864 nt
Organism: Vanessa atalanta (red admiral)
Lineage: Eukaryota; Metazoa; Arthropoda; Insecta; Lepidoptera; Nymphalidae
Exons: 2
Coding region: 1-864 (287 amino acids)
Source: RefSeq, a predicted model, not a curated record